AUGGAAAUAGCAGGACCUACCUUGCAGAGUUAUUAUGAAGGUGAAAAUGGAUCUUGCAGUAUUAGGUACUUACAGUGCCUGGCACUUAGCAGCAAAUUCCCAGAUGCAUAUGAAACAGCUAAGAUGCUAUGUGAACAGUAUUACCUGGUAGCUCCAGAGCUGGAAGUCGAAGAAUUCAAUGCCAAAGCACCAAACAAACCUAUUCAGGUAGUUUAUGUGCCCUCACAUCUGUUUCACAUGCUAUUUGUGUUGUUCAAGGACUCAAUGAGAGCAACGGUGGAACUCUAUGAAGAUAGAAAAGAAGGCUACCCAGCUGUUAAAACCUUUGUUACUUUGGGGAAAGAAGACUUAUCCAUUAAGAUAAGUGACCUAGGUGGUGGGGUUCUACUUCGAAAAACAGAUCGUCUUUUUAACUACAUGUAUUCAACUGCUCCUAGACCUAGCCUGGAGCCUACCAGAGCUGCCCCUUUGGCUGGAUUUGGUUAUGGUUUGCCAAUCUCUCGUCUGUAUGCUAGAUAUUUUCAGGGAGAUUUAAAACUGUAUUCCAUGGAAGGAGUGGGUACUGAUGCUGUCAUUUAUUUGAAGGCUCUUUCAAGUGAAUCAUUUGAGAGACUUCCAGUUUUUAAUAAGUCUGCAUGGCGUCAUUACAAGACCACUCCUGAAACUGACGAUUGGAGCAAUCCCAGCAGGGAACCUAGGGACGCUUCAAAAUACAAAGCUAAACUGGACAAGAUCCACACUAAUAGAACUGUAGAGAACUGAAUGCCCUGGUCCUCUCUGUGAAGAAAGAAUGUCUUCUGCAAGUCGACCAGA
Molecule: messenger RNA, 813 nt
Organism: Nycticebus coucang (slow loris)
Lineage: Eukaryota; Metazoa; Chordata; Mammalia; Primates; Lorisidae
Product: pyruvate dehydrogenase (acetyl-transferring) kinase isozyme 3, mitochondrial-like
Exons: 2
Coding region: 1-762 (253 amino acids)
Biological process (GO): regulation of glucose metabolic process; protein phosphorylation
Cellular component (GO): mitochondrion
Molecular function (GO): pyruvate dehydrogenase (acetyl-transferring) kinase activity
Source: RefSeq, a predicted model, not a curated record